UUUUUUCUUUUACGUUUUUUGUUGUUGGUGUGUUUAAAAUGAUGUUCAAACAUCCAUAUUUAUAGGAAAUUUCGAAUCUGGUAGUUGUAAUUUUCCUAUGAAUUUACGACGAAAAUUAAUUAGGUGCAAAAAAAAAACGUGUAACACCUACAAAGUUGGUGGAUUCAAAAUUUUUUUCGCUAAACACACGUAAAUCAUUUCCUCGUAAAUAACACACGAAGUUUACGUCGACUUUACGAGGAACGUACGUGAAAAAUAAUAUCAUCGUUAUUUCCUCGUAAAAGACACGUCACGUUACAUCGACUUUACGACGAACUGUUUUUGUCGUUAGUUUACGAGGAAAUAACGAUGAUACUAUUUUUCACGUAAGUUCCUCGUAAAGUUGACGUAAAUUUACGAGGUUUGUUUUUCCUCGUUAAUUUUCUUCGUUAAGCUUGAGUUUUCUUGUAGUGUAACAGUGUAGAAACUGAAAUGAAUUUAGUGCAUGAUGAAAAAUAAAAGGAUGGUUUCAUUUCAUAUGAGAAAUAAUAUAUGACUAACCCAACACACAACUCUUAAAUGUUAAAUUCAUACAUAACUUUUGAAUAUUAAAUCCUAAAUUGGUAUCACUAAACCCAAACUUGAGCCUCCACCUUUCAAAUACUAAAUCCUAAAUGCUAAUCACGAAAUCCUAAAUCCUAAUCACUAACCCCUAAACCCUAAACCCAAGUAUAUAUCCUAAAUCCAGAUAGAAUGGAACAAAAAAAUAAUAUAGUACAUAAUGGUGAACAAAAUAGAACACUCUUUAUUAAUUGUCAAAUGGACCGAUAUAUGAUAGGGUCACUAAAUCCAAAUCUCAACCCCCACCUUUCAAAUACUAAACUCUAAAUCUUAAUCACUAAACCCUAAAUGAAUAAACUAACAUUUAAGCUUCAUAUUAUCCGAUUAUACCUUCCACAUAUGCAAGUUGCUGGUACAAAAGAUGAAAUAAUGACCCAAAAAAAGAAGAAAGACACACCACUGAUUAUGAAAGCUAAACUUUAAUUAAAGAAGCAUAAACCCAAAUAGAAUGUAUAUAAUAUGGUUUACUAAACCCAAACCUCUACUUACUAAAUCUAAACCCUAUGCAUGAAACUGUAAACCCAAAUACAAUCUAUAAAUUAUUUCCCAAUAUAGAACACUUGAAGGCACAUUUACUUGGUUAGCAUGUUAUAUAUCUUCUAUUCCAUAUAGUCUAAUAUUUCAAAUAGUCAAAAAGUUUCGGCAGUAUAUCCAUAGUAUGAAAUGCAAAUAGUAAAUCCCCCCCCCCCCCAGUUAUGCACUUUGUUCAUUUUCACUAAUCUUGGGACCUAAAUAAAAAUUAAGCAAACAAAUUUCUUAAAAACAAUAGGAAGUUGCCAAAGAAUCUGGACCAUUUCUUAUGCUCAGCACAUCACCAUCUUAAAAUAAACAACUUAAGCACGUCGUCUAAAUGUGUUGGAAGUGCCACACACGAAACCAAGUGGGGAGAAUAAUAUAAACUUUACACAAAAAGCGACUAUAUAUCAAGGGACUUCACGUUGAACUAUAUCAUAACAAAGAAGAGAAACUAAAAAGAGCAGCUACGGGUAGAAUGAGAUCCCCAAAAAUUAUGGGAUUAGGGCAUUGCAUGGUUUAUGUUGUGGUCUUUAGCGCCAUCGUAGCUGCAGCUUACCCUUAUGAAUCUCCCCCAACAACUCAGAAAUAUCCCCCAGUCCAUAAAACCAAAUCACCAUAUCCACCCAAAAAGAAUUCCCCAUAUUACUCGGCACCACCAUCUCCUCCACCACAAUAUAGAAGACAAGGCCCUAAAUAUACACCACAUCCAAAACCAUAUAUCUACAGUUCCCCACCACCUCCGUCAUACUACUCUCCUUCCCCGAAGGUCGAAUACAAAUCUCCACCACCCCCUUAUGUCUACAGCUCCCCACCACCUCCACCAUACUACUCUCAUUCCCCGAAGGUAGACUACAAGUCUCCACCACCGCCAUAUGUAUACAGCUCUCCACCACCGCCACCAUACUAUUCUCCUUCCCCGAAGGUAGAGUACAAGUCUCCGCCACCACCAUACGUUUACAACUCUCCACCACCUCCACCAUACUACUCUCCUUCUCCUAAGGUCGAAUACAAGUCUCCACCACCACCAUACGUGUACAGCUCCCCACCACCUCCGCCAUACUACUCUCCUUCUCCGAAGGUAGAGUACAAGUCUCCUCCUCCUCCUUAUGUCUACAGCUCCCCACCACCUCCGCCACACUACUCUCCUUCUCCGAAGGUAGAGUACAAGUCUCCACCACCUCCAUACGUUUACAACUCCCCACCACCUCCACCAUACUACUCUCCUUCACCAAAAGUAGAGUACAAAUCUCCACCACCUCCAUACGUCUACAGCUCCCCACCACCUCCACCAUACUACUCUCCUUCCCCAAAAGUUGACUACAAGUCUCCACCGCCGCCAUAUGUCUACAGCUCUCCACCACCUCCACCAUACUACUCUCCUUCCCCGAAGGUAGACUACAAGUCUCCACCACCGCCACCAUACUACUCUCCUUCUCCGAAGGUAGACUACAAGUCUCCACCACCACCUUACGUUUACAGCUCUCCACCACCCCCACCAUACUACUCUCCUUCUCCUAAGGUCGAAUACAAAUCUCCACCACCACCAUACGUUUACAGCUACCCACCACCUCCGCCAUACUACUCUCCUUCUCCGAAGGUAGAGUACAAGUCUCCACCACCUCCAUACGUCUACAACUCCCCACCACCUCCACCAUACUACUCUCCUUCCCCAAAAGUUGACUACAAGUCUCCACCGCCACCAUACAUUUACAGCUCACCACCACCACCAUACUACUCUCCUUCCCCGAAGGUAUACUACAAGUCUCCGCCACCGCCAUAUGUAUACAGCUCCCCACCACCUCCACCAUACUACUCUCCUUCGCCAAAGAUGGUCUACAAGUCUCCACCACCGCCAUACGUCUACACCUCCCCACCACCUCCACCAUACUAUUCUCCUUCCCCGAAGGUAAACUACAAAUCUCCACCACCGCCAUACGUCUACAGCUCCCCACCACCUCCACCAUACUAUUCUCCUUCCCCGAAGGUAAACUACAAGUCUCCACCACCGCCAUACGUCUACAGCUCACCACCACCUCCACCAUUCUAUUCUCCUUCCCCGAAGACCGAAUACAAGUCUCCACCUCCGCCAUACGUGUACAGCUCCCCACCACCUCCACCAUACUAUUCUCCUUCGCCAAAGGUUGACUACAAGUCUCCACCACCGCCAUAUGUCUACAGCUCCCCACCAUACUACUCGCCUUCCCCAAAAGUUUCCUACAAGUCUCCACCACCUCCACCAUAUGUCUACAAAAUGCCCUACUACUAAUUUUUAAAUUGUUUCUUUAACAAGCAACAUGAUUCAUUGCUAUUGUUUUUUUUGAUGAAAUUGUCUUUUGAUUUUCCGUUGUUGUUGCCUCCUCUAUUUUAUGGUUUUAUAAUACCACUAAAAUUUGGCUACUUUUUGGAUGCACCUAUUUAUUGGUAGAUGUUGUUCAAACUCACUCUAAAUUUGAAAUAAUUACAUUUUC
Messenger RNA from Brassica rapa (field mustard), 3584 nucleotides. Its product is annotated as extensin-2-like. Gene Ontology annotation, molecular function: structural constituent of cell wall. The record is from RefSeq and is a predicted model, not a curated record. Gene Ontology annotation, biological process: plant-type cell wall organization. Lineage: Eukaryota; Viridiplantae; Streptophyta; Magnoliopsida; Brassicales; Brassicaceae.